AUGCAGACUCCUGCGAGUUCCGCCAACGCUCCAGGCGCAAUGCCCACUCUUGACAAAACAUCAGAGCAGCUCAAAUUGCAAUUCAAGGUUCUGGGGACUCUCUUUCCCGGUUCCAAUCUGAAACAUCUCUUGGAAAAGAGUCAAAGUGAACUCCUCGAGCUGCUUAGCAUAAACCAUGUCUCUCCACGCAACAAGAUGCAACAGUUGCCUCCUCAUAUACCCAUCACGCCAGGUCCACCCCCCAUUCUUCCUCAAAGACGAGAAGAAGAUGGCCAGUUUGCCUCCGGCUCACCUGCUGACGGGUCCGCCCCCGUAUCGGAAAAUGGUGAAGCAGCCGAGGAACGCCAAUGGGACGAAUAUCUUGACCAACCUGCUGCCGUUGCCAGUAACGAUAUCAAUGCCCUCGGAUUGGCUGCAGACAAUCAUCCUGCGCGCUCUUAUCUCGGCGUAACAUCCAUGAGCGCCGUAUUCAGGACCGUCUUCCAAUUGUGUCCUGCCGCCGAGGAGCAUACCAACAAAUGUGCCAGAUCACUGACUGCAGUGCCCUCGCAAGCACAACUGGAGGCGCCUAUUAUCGGCAGAGACCCAGCACUGAGUGCUCUGCGGGAAUAG
Metarhizium acridum CQMa 102 is the source of this 612-nucleotide messenger RNA. RefSeq lists its product as uncharacterized. Lineage: Eukaryota; Fungi; Ascomycota; Sordariomycetes; Hypocreales; Clavicipitaceae. The record is from RefSeq and is a predicted model, not a curated record.